This is a messenger RNA of Drosophila takahashii, 5155 nucleotides long. Its product is annotated as peroxidasin homolog pxn-1. Gene Ontology annotation, molecular function: heme binding; peroxidase activity. The record is from RefSeq and is a predicted model, not a curated record. NCBI's taxonomy places the organism in Eukaryota, Metazoa, Arthropoda, Insecta, Diptera, Drosophilidae. Gene Ontology annotation, biological process: response to oxidative stress.
UUUCAGAUACGUUUUUGCCUCUGCCGCGUUCAGAGUCAGAGUCGGAUUUAUCGUCUGGGUCUGGGUCUGGAAAAGAUCUUGGAUCUUGGUCUCGGUUUCGUUUUCGGUUUCGUUUGUGUGUUUCGGUUUCAGUUUCAGUUCGUUGGCGCGUUCGCACGGAUCGAGUCGUGAGCACGGCUUAAAACACACAACUAAAUAUAUAGAUAUAUAUAAUACCUCUAUUUGGUGGCCAAGAUAGGCUCGUCGCUCUGCUAUUCGGGUCAAUGCUGUACUCUGCAUUGCCAACGUUAUGCUAAUUACCGAAAGGAUACAAAUCAUAGCAUACAUCAUCGGUUACAAUCUCUUUGGCAAGACUCCGUCGCACCGCUGGUGACAAAUUCCUCGCCCGGUGCCCAACCCGCCAAUAAGCGCUAGAAAUAAAGAGAUACACAGCCAGGAGAAUAGCUAGCAACACAUAUAUAUUACAUAUAUAUUUAUUUAACACAAAAUAUAUCAAUCAACAAAUUUGCAAAACGUGCCAAAUAUAAUUUAAAUCUAUUUAUUUUGUUUAACAAAGAGCUGAUAAGUCUUAACUAUAUAAAUUAGUAAGUCGUUUAAUUUAAAUCCUCAUAAAAAGCCACAACAAAGAAAGUUGCCGAAGGAGCAGCCGUUGGCUUCGACAUGAAGAAGCCAGAAAUGCUGUUUAGUUUAAUUUUAUGGUGCCUUUGCGCUCCCAGUCUGACCCUUCGUAUCCCCGAGGACCUCGAGAAUGCUGCCAUUAAUGCCCUGAGCUCCGAACGUGCCCGUUCCCUGACCCAAUGCGGGUCCUCCGAGGAGGGAGAAGGCAGUGUGGCCGGUGACUACGAUGUUUGCCCGCCGAGCAAGUACCGCCAGCCGACCGCCGAGUGCAACAAUGUGUCCCAUCGCAAGUGGGGAGCCCGUGGGGACAUCUUCCAGCGCCUCUUGGUGGCCGACUACGCCGAUGGUGUGAGUCAGCCAAGGACUUCCAAGGGAACCCAUGCUCUGCCCGAUGCCGAACUGGUGAUCGAGCACCUCCAGCGCCAUGUGGAGGGCGAGCUGCGCCACGCCCACAUCACUGCCAUGCUGCCCGCCUGGGGCCAACUUCUGGCCAAUGACCUGGUCGAGGUAGGACAACUGCCCAUCUCCGGAAAGUGCUGCGAACGCGACUCCGCCGUCAAGGAUCCCAGCGAGCUGCAGCAGUGCUUCGUUCGGGCGGGUCCCGAUUGCAAGGAGUACAAGCGAUCAGCGCCAGGAUUCGAUGCCGAGGCGUGCCAGAAACACACUCGCCAGCAGAUGAACAUCGCCUCGGCCUACAUCGAUGGCUCUGGACUUUAUGGCUCCACUCGCCAUGAGUUCGACCAGCUGCGCACCUACAUCAGUGGCGGCGUCAAGGUGGAGUCCUGCAAGUACUGCCAGGUGGCCGGAGCCACGGGAGCCCUGCAUCGUGCCCUCCUGCAGCAGCACAACAACAUUGGCGAGCGACUGGCGCACAUCAAUCCCGAUUGGUCCGAGGAGGAUGUGUUCCUGGAGGCCAGGCGCAUCAUCACGGCCACCAUUCAGCACAUCACCUACAACGAGUUCCUGCCCCUCGUCCUGGGACAGGAGACGACGGCCAAGGAGGGUCUGCGGCUGACCGCAGAGAAGCACUCGAGCAACUAUUCCAGCUCGGUGAGGGGAGGAAUCUACAAUGAGUUCGCCACCGCCGCCAUGCCCGCCUUCUGGAGCAUGUAUCCGCCGGAGAUGCUGGCCAAGAAGAUGUCCGCUCACGAACUGUUGUCCAUUGCCGCCCUGCAAAAGUCACUGGUUCCGAGUCAAACGAAUGCCGAGGGCUGGUCCGAGUUGGCCUUGGCCGUUCACCGGGGUCGUGACCACGGCGUGGCCUCCUAUGUCCAUGCCCUGGAUCUCUGCGAACGUCGCUACGCCGAUCAGGGUGCUGCCAAUGUGAGCUUCGAUACCCUGGCCCAGGCGUCCAACAUUCCCGAGGAGUACAUCACCAAUCUGCGUGACAUUUACCAAAACGCUGAGGACAUUGAUUUGUUGGUGGGCGCCCUGCUGGAAGAGCCCGUGGUUGGAGCCCUCUUUGGACCCACCAUCAGCUGUCUGCUGACCCUGCAGUUCGAGCAACUGAAGCAGACCGAUCGCUUCUGGUACGAGAACGAGAUCCCGCCCUCCUCCUUCACCCUGGACCAGCUAAAGAGCAUUCGCCAGACAUCCCUUUCCGGCUUGCUGUGCGGAUCGCAUCAAGUGAGCACUGCCCAGUCCAAGGCCUUCAUUCUGGAGGACAACUACCUGAACUCAAUUUUGGACUGCGACCAGUUGCCCAAGUUUGAUUUGAAGCCCUGGCAGGUGAACCCCGAGGAUGAGGUUCAUGUGGAGCACGUGGAAGUGGAACCAGCGACCAAGGAAGCCAUUGCCGAGCUGAGUCCCGAACUGAUCGAGGCGGCCGUGGAACGUGCCAAGCAGGAACUGGAGGAACGCAAGCGUUUCGAGUACGAAGUGUGGCGAACAAAGGGCGGCAUCAGUGCCCGCUCCCCCGACGGCACGGCCGCCUCCUUCAGCAAGGCCAAUCUGGCCGCCCUGAACCUGGCCAACUCCUCGCUGAUCUUCGAGCUGACCUCCAACGAGAUUGUGAAGACGCUCAACCACAUCACCAGGCGCAAGCGCCAGAUCUUCAAUCCCAACCAGAAUGCCUUCAAUCGCAACGAACUGACCGAUACCCUGCAAACGGUGGACAUCAGUGGCCUGCUUGGCGGUGCCCAGAAGCCACUGGACGAGUGUCCGGAGCCGAAUCAGCAGUGCGAUGCCAACUCUCCGUUCCGUACUUUGUCCGGAAAGUGCAACAAUCUGCGCAAUCCCAACUGGGGCAAGUCGCUCACGACUUUCUCCCGCCUGUUGCCCGCCCAGUACGAGGACGGCAUCUCGGCGCCCAGGGUCACCGGAGUGACUGGAACCCAGUUGCCCAAUCCCCGAACCAUUUCCACCACCAUCCAUCCGGAUAUUUCCAACCUGCACACUCGCUACUCGCUGAUGGUGAUGCAGUUCGCCCAGUUCGUCGAUCACGACUUGACUUUGACUCCGAUCCACAAGGGCUUCCACGAGUCCAUCCCCAGUUGCCGGCCCUGCAACUCCCGCCAGACAGUGCAUCCCGAGUGCAAUCCCUUCCCGGUGCCCGCCGGCGACUUCUACUAUCCCGAGGUGAAUGUGACCAGUGGCGAGCGCUUCUGCUUCCCCUCGAUGAGAUCGCUGCCGGGACAGCAGUCUCUGGGCCCGCGCGACCAGAUCAACCAGAACACCCACUUCCUGGACGGCUCGAUGGUCUAUGGCGAGACCACUUGUCUGUCGGGCAAGCUGCGCGGAUUCUCCGGACGCAUGAACAGCACCCAGCUGAGGGGCAAGGAACUGCUGCCCCUGGGACCCCAUCCCGAGUGCAAGUCCCGCAACGGUCUGUGCUUCCUUGGCGGCGACGAUCGUGCCUCCGAGCAGCCAGGUCUGACCGCCAUCCACACUGCCUUCCUGCGUGAGCACAACCGCAUUGUCGAGGGUCUGCGCGGAGUGAAUCCCCACUGGAACGGAGAGCAGCUCUUCCAUCAUGCCCGUAAAAUUGUCGGCGCCCAGGUGCAACAUAUCGUGUUCAACGAGUUCCUGCCCCGCAUCCUCAGCUGGAAUGCCGUCAAUCUGUAUGGCCUGAAGCUGUUGCCCCAGGGAUACUACAAGGACUACAAUCCAUCCUGCUCGCCGAUUGUCUUCAAUGAAUUUGCGGCCGCCGCCUUCCGAAUUGGCCACUCCCUCCUGCGUCCCCACAUCCCCCGGCUGAGUGUCCAGCAUCAGCCCGUGGAGCCGCCACUACUUUUGCGCGACGGUUUCUUCCGCAUGGACGCCCUCCUGCAGCCCGGAAUCAUUGACGAAAUCCUGCGCGGUCUGGUGGCCACUCCCAUGGAGACCCUGGAUCAGUUCAUCACCGGCGAGGUGACCAACCAUCUGUUCGAGGACCGCAAGAUUCCCUUCUCCGGCAUCGAUUUGAUCGCCCUGAAUAUCCAGAGAGCUCGCGAUCAUGGAAUCCCCUCGUACAACAACUACCGUGCCCUGUGCAACCUGAAACGCGCCACCAACUGGAACGAUUUGAGCCGCGAGAUCCCCACCGAGGUGAUCAACCGCUUCCAGAAGGUCUACGCCAGCGUGGACGACAUCGAUCUCUUCCCUGGCGCCAUGACGGAGCGUCCUCUGCAGGGCGGUCUGGUUGGACCCACGCUGGCCUGCAUCAUUGGCAUCCAGUUCAGGCAGCUGCGCAAGUGCGAUCGCUUCUGGUACGAGAACCAGAACCCGGAGGUCAAGUUCACGGAGGCUCAGCUGGCUGAGGUCCGCAAGGUGACGCUGGCCAAGAUUGUGUGCGAGAACCUGGAGAUCACGGGAGACAUGCAGCGUGCUGCCUUCGAUUUGCCCAGCAACUUCCUAAACCCACGUGUGCCCUGCGCUUCGAUGCCCCAGAUUGACUUGAACGCCUGGCGCGAAAAUGUCCAGGGCUGUCAGAUUGGCAACCGCAAUGUCCGUGUAGGCGAGUCCGCCUUCCCUUCGCCCUGCACCAGUUGCGUCUGCUCCGCGGAGGGGGCUCAGUGUGCCUCCCUGCGCAUCACCGAUUGCGGCCAGCUGAUCCGCCAGUGGCCCAAGGAGGCCAUUCUGCGCGACGAGGUGUGCAACUCGCAGUGCGGCAUCUACCUGACCGGCCAGCAGGCCAGUGGCUUCAAUCCCCAGCAGCGACAGGGUCAGGCUCAGCCACGUGUCACCCGAUCCCGUAACCAGAAUCUCUUCAAGUUCCCCGACCUGACGCCCUUCAUUGCUUCCCUGUAAAGCGGAGGAGGCCAAUCAAUAUAGUUUGAGUGCGCAGGAGUAAGCAGAAGCGAUUCUAAUAACGCAUUUUGUGAACAGCUCUUGCGUUUGUACAUAAGUUUCUUUGUUGUUUGCUUACCUAAAGACUUGUCCAAUGCAUAAGCGAGAUCUAUAUACAUAUACUCGCCAGUUCUGUACGUCAUAAGUUACAAAACACUCGGCCCCAUCAUCAGACACCUGCCAUCGGCAGUGUCCUAGCUAUAUCCUAAUUAAAGUUACAGCAUAACUAUUAACAAAUUAUAAUAAACACUUGUAGUGAGUGAAAUAAUAA